This is a messenger RNA of Bombyx mandarina (wild silkworm), 12992 nucleotides long. RefSeq names its product SAXO downstream of blistered (gene Sdb). Gene Ontology annotation, cellular component: axonemal microtubule; centriole; sperm flagellum. Lineage: Eukaryota; Metazoa; Arthropoda; Insecta; Lepidoptera; Bombycidae. Gene Ontology annotation, molecular function: microtubule binding. The record is from RefSeq and is a predicted model, not a curated record.
CGCUCAGACAGAAUCCACAGAAUACGCGAGCCAUUCGUGAAGAGCGCGCGCGCACUUACGACACACGACACGAACGACUCUCGCGACCAAAUUUUUUUUAUAUUUACAUGGCAAUUGUUUGACUUUGAUAUUUAUUAUGUGAUAAUUUUUUACGUAAGCUCAUUUAAUCCUGUUUAUUUAAGAAUCUCCUAUAUAAUAUUAAUUAGUGGUACAUUUAAAAUAAAAUUGUGGGACCAAAAUGACAAUAAAAAAUAAAAAGACUAAACAGUCGUCCGAAGUGACUUCGUCCAGUAGUGCUUCGACGAGUGUCCAAAAAACAAGUAAAUCCACGUCGGUGCAACAAAGCAGUAACACCCUGCAAAAGGUCAGCUCUGGAAAGAAGGUGCGCUAUAUCGAUGUUAAGGUCGAGGAAGAUGAUCCCUUGAUGAUAACAGACGUUAGUGACCACACGUCGAUUGCCGGAUCAACUGUUUCUGAACAUUAUAACAGUCACCCGCACUACAUAAUCACAGAGGCUCCCUCAAUGAGUGAUCUUUCUCAAAUGAGGUCACAGGAACUUCAAGUAAGUGACAUGACGCAGUCAACAACCGGAGAGUUCGUCUCUAGCUCUGUUCAAGAAUCGUCAACUUCGCAACAAACCAGUUCUAAAAGCGAAUCGUUCCAGGCUACAUCAUCUUCUGUUCAGCGUUCUGGUUCGAGUCACAGCACACAAAGCCAAUCUUUCGAUAAAUCAGUAGAUUCUUCAACUUCGAAUCAGACACUGAAUACGGCUUUUAUUGACAGCUCAGCUAGAAAUGUAACAGAUUCUAGAAAUACUUUUUCAACAAGAUCUCAAACGGCGAAUGCGUCAAACAACUUUCUUCAGACUGAAAGACAAAAUUUGGUUAGACAGACAGCAGAGGGAGUGCGAUCGGUUAGUCAAUCUAACGUCGAUGAACAGCAAGGACUUGGACGCGAGAAUGUCACUUAUCGAAAUUCACCGGACCCAUCUCAAAGAAUACAGACGGUUCGUUCUGAUUCUUCUAAUUUUUAUGGCGGUGAAGGAAGCCUUGACAGAAACGUCAAAAGUAAGGAGUAUACAAGUACGUCUAAAACAAGUGAAAGCAAGAGUAGCAAUGUGACAAAAUCUUCUUCUUCCUCUUACGUGGUUGAAAUUGUGGACGGUAAAGAGCGUAUUAUUGACAGUUCGAAGAGAGAAUGGGGUGAUGCUCAAGAGCAUGCUACAAAUGAAUCGUACGCAAGCGUUAGUGGUACAGAUAUCAAACCUCAAUCAGCGUACAGCGUUAAAAACUAUGAUAUGAAAUCCAAAUAUGACACAGGCAAAGAAGGCCAGAAACCAACAAGUGAGCUCACCAUAAAGGAGGACUCAAAAUAUAUUAAAGAUGGAAAGCAUAUUACAACUCAUGCAAGUAUUGUGUCAGAGAAAGAUAACUUACGCCACCAGCAAUCUACUUCAACACAAGACCAACUGACAUCCAGUGAUGACCCUCGUCAUCCAAAACUUACAACAUCAAGCAAUGUUUACACUAAUAGUGAUAAUAUUUAUGAUCAAAAGAAUACCAACAUUAACCAGCAGACUCUUUAUUCAGAUCAAAAUAUGACAACCAACCAGCGAGAAGAUUACACCACUAAUACUACUAAUUACAACACGAAAAAUGUAUACACUGAUCAAAGGAACGUUUACAGCGAUAAAAGUCACACAGAUACUGUUGAAGAUGUAAGAAACAGUAAACAGAUAGUCACUGAUCGUAAGCGAAAUGUUAACCAAACCGAUUCAUCAAACUUCUACGGUUACGAUACUACCAUACAAAAUGAACUAAGGAAAGUCGGUGACAUUUUACAAGUGAAAGAUACAGACAAUAUAAACUUUUCUACCAAAAUACUUAAGAGCAAUACAAGCAGUGCUCAGCAGGCUACAACAUCGUCUUAUGUAGUAGAAGUUGUCGAUGGGAAAGAAAGAAUCGUGGACAGCUCACACAGAGAAUGGGGUGAUAAUAAAGAACAUUCAACAUAUGAAAAGAGUCAUAACGUUAGUGGACCUGGAAUCAAGCCCGAACAUGAAUAUGCUCGUCACGUACUAGAUAAGGAAUCUCAUUAUGAUACUGGAAAAAAUGGGAUACCGACUAGCUCUACAUAUGUUGCCGAAGAAUCAGCUUUAUACAAGAAUGGUAAAGAAAUAGCGUCUACGAAGAAUGUUUAUGGUGGAGAUUUUACUAAGAGAAAAGCAAUAACCGAACACGAUCAAACCGAUGAUAUUCACAAUAAACGAAUUCAAGACACUACUGAUCAAACUUACUCAACUGUAAGUGAAUCCAAAUCCUCUGAUACUGUUAGGGAUUCAAAGGAUGUCACUAAAACUACGGAUUUUAUUACCACUGAAAUACAAAAUCUGUCUAAAGAAUCAACUUCAAAAUCAGAAACUCAGACUAAAGAUACUUUGACAAGCUAUGAAAGAAGUACCGGGACGUGGAAUGGUAAAUUUGUUUAUGAAAAAGAUGAUGAUAGGCCAAAAAGACCCAAGGAAAUGUCACCUUUUGGAAGACCCGAACAACCUAGACACCAUCUGAAACGGCAAGAUACCGAAGAGAAUAUAAUUAUAUCAUCGAGGGACAUAAGAGAUUUUACGUCCAUAAGCGAUUUACGUAAAAUAAUUGAAUCAUCCCAAUCAACUAAAGAUGUGACAGUAAGUAAUAAGAAUAUCGUAAUAAAGAGGAAUAUAGAUGAUCGUGUGCUCAAAGAUAUUAUUGACACGGUUAAGAAGUAUCCAUUCAAAAGAAUUGAAAAGGUUUCUUUUGGGACAAAAAUUAACGAGGAUGUCAAAGAUUUAUACGAAGGCAUUGAUACUGAAGAAAGUACGGUAUUGACAACCACAACCGGAGAAACGACUAGAAAGUCUUUUGAAAUCGAAAAGAACAGAAGCCAAGUUGAAGUGACGCGGUAUAUAACUGAAAAUGGUGUCACCAGGAAGAUAACAACGUACGAAGAACCGAAAGUGGAUGAUAAAAUUAAGACGGACGUCUUCGUCGAUAAGAGCAAGUUAGACUUCAAAAACUUGACCGAUGUCCAAACGACCGAAGACGUAAUUCGCGAGUACGACGUGGUAGACCGUGCUAUUACAGAUACUACAAGGGAAGAUUACGUCCGCACUGUUUACGACGAGACCAUCAUAGAUGAUAGGAAAACUGUGCGCGACGAUCGAAUCACCACCGAAGAGACCGUUAUCAUCGAUGAAACCCGACCAAGACAUGGUGGCCCCAAGAAGCCUGACGUUAACAAGGAACAGUGCAUCUGCGAAAUGUGCACUUGUGGGCGUCACCGUUGCCCACACAACGAUGUCCCGGAGCCAUUGUUCGAUGUGGAGCACACGACGAGCGUGGUCUCCGCGUACAAAACUGACUAUGACGAAAAGCACGUUAGUCGCACCACUGCUGUUCAUCAUGAAGAUCACUUGCGUCUUGAAGGUGAUUUCCAAGAACCGGAGCGCCCAAAGUGGCAACCGGCUGAGAGGCAAAAACCAAAAAGGCCCGAAGACAAUCUCAAACCAGAAGGCGAAUUCGAAAGAAGAAAGCCCGAGGAGUGGCGUCCAGGCGAUAGAGCUCCCGUACGACGUCCGGAAGAUAAUCUGAAACCGGAAGGUGAAUUCAAUACACCAGAAAAAGAAUCAUGGCGACCAGCAGAAAGACAGAAGCCGAAGAAACCUGAAGAUAAUCUAAAACCUGAAGGAGAUUUUGAAAAAAGAAGACCUGACGAAUGGCGCCCUGGGGAUAGAGCUCCUGUACGCCGCCCUGAUGAUAAUUUGAAAACCGAAGGAGAAUUUUGGGAACCAGAAAAGGAACCAUGGAGACCAGCCGAAAGACAGAAACCUAAGAAACCAGAAGAUAAUCUAAAACCUGAAGGUGAUUUUACUACACCAGAUAAAGAAAAGUGGAAACCGGCGGAAAGACAAAAGCCUAAAAAGCCAGAGGAUAAUUUGAGGCCAGAAGGUGAAUUUGAAAAACGACAAACAGAUGAAUGGCGCCCAGGCGACAGAGCUCCAGUACGCAGACCAGAAGACAAUCUUAAGCCUGAAGGAGACUUUGAAAAAAGAACCCCUGAUGAAUGGCGUCCAGCUGAAAGACCUACGCAGAAAAAACCUAAAGAUAAUCUUAAGCCUGAAGGUGACUUCCAACAACCAGAAUCUGAAGAAUGGAGACCCGCCGAGAGACAAACUCCUAAAAAGCCUCAGGAUAAUCUCAAGCCUGAAGGAGAAUUCGAAACGCCUAAACCAGAAAAGUGGCGACCAGCAGAGCGUCCAACUCAAAAAAGACCACAGGAUAAUCUUAGACCAGAGGGAGAAUUCGAACAACCCGAACAAGAGGAAUGGAAGCCUGCUGAGCGUCCUAAGCCUAAAAGGNAAUGGAGACCCGCCGAGAGACAAACUCCUAAAAAGCCUCAGGAUAAUCUCAAGCCUGAAGGAGAAUUCGAAACGCCUAAACCAGAAAAGUGGCGACCAGCAGAGCGUCCAACUCAAAAAAGACCACAGGAUAAUCUUAGACCAGAGGGAGAAUUCGAACAACCCGAACAAGAGGAAUGGAAGCCUGCUGAGCGUCCUAAGCCUAAAAGGCCUCAAGACAACUUACGUCCAGAAGGUGACUUUGAAAAACGCCAACCAGAUGAGUGGCGCCCAGCUGAAAGAUCAGUUCAAAAGAAACCAAAAGAUAAUUUGAAACCAGAAGGCGAUUUUGAGAAACGAGAGCCAGAAGAAUGGCAACCUGGUGACAGAGCCCCCGUUCGUAAACCUGAAGACAAUCUCAAACCAGAAGGUGAUUUUACGACACCUGAAAAAGAAACAUGGCGACCUGCUGAACGACCGAAGCAAAAAAGACCUGAAGACAAUUUACACCCGGAAGGUGAAUUUACAACCACUAGAGCUAUCACUGAAGAUUACAAGGUAGUCAUUGGUGAAAGAGCAGAAAUUGUUCGCCGCGUAGACAACAUCAUAACCGAGGGAGAAUUCACUGAUACCACAACUAGCCGUACCGAAUACACUGCAAAACCAGUAGAGAGGCCAAAACCAGUCCGUCGUAAUACGUUCACGAAAAUUGAGGGUGAUUUUACGACAGAAACCACAUCGAAAUCGGAAUAUGUCGAUCAUACUGAUGUUGUCGAAAGAACAACGAUUGUUUCUAAGAAAACUGAUAAUUUGAUCCGAGAAGGUGAGAUAGAAUUUGUAACAUCAAAUCAGACAGAUUUCACUGAAAAAAGCACUCCUAUUGAACGACCACACAGGCGUCGUACCUGGACGAAAGAGGAUUUCGAAAAAUUCUACUCAACAGAAGAUGUGCAGACAGUUUCAACUACACAAGAAGAAUAUAGGAUCUACGAAGAAACCGAUGUGCGGCAAACUUAUAAGAAACCAAUAGAUAAUUUGAAACCGGAAGGUGAGUUUGAAACUCCCAAACAAGACAAAUGGCGCCCAGCAGAGCGACAAACCGCUAAAAAACCUGAAGAUAACUUAAAACCGGAAGGUGAGUUUGAAACUCCAAAACAUGAAGAGUGGCGACCAGCUGAGAGACCUAAACAGAAAAGACCACAAGAUAAUCUCAAGCCAGAAGGUGAAUUUGAGAGAAGACAACCAGAAGAGUGGCACCCAGCUGAAAGGCCAACUCAGAAAAAGCCCAAAGAUAAUCUGAAACCUGAAGGUGAGUUCGAACAGCCGAAACCUGAAGAGUGGAGGCCUGCAGAAAGACAAACCCCUAAAAAGCCUCAAGAUAAUCUCAAGCCUGAAGGUGAAUUUGAAACACCCAAACCAGAAAAAUGGCGUCCUGCUGAACGUCCAACUCAAAAAAGACCACAGGAUAAUCUUAGACCAGAGGGAGAGUUUGAACAACCUGAACAAGAAGAGUGGAGGCCUGCUGAUCGUCCUAAGGCUAAAAAACCUCAAGAUAACCUUCAUCCAGAAGGUGACUUCGAAAAACGCGAACCUGAAGAUUGGCGUCCAGCUGAAAGACCAAUUCAAAAGAAACCGAAGGACAACCUAAAGCCUGAGGGAGAAUUCGAACAACCAAAACAUGAAGAAUGGAGGCCCGCAGAAAGGCAAACUCCUAAAAAGCCACAAGAUAAUCUAAAACCAGAAGGUGAGUUUGAAACACCCAAACCUGAAAAAUGGCGACCAGCUGAACGACCAACCCAAAAGAGGCCCCAAGAUAACCUUCGACCAGAGGGAGAUUUCCAACAGCCUGAACAAGAGGAAUGGAGACCAGCUGAGAGACCUAUUGCAAGAAAGCCAAAAGAUAACUUAAAACCAGAAGGUGACUUUGAACACCCAGAACCAGAAGAAUGGCGCCCAGCCGAACGACAAACACCUAAAAAGCCCAAAGAUAACUUGAAGCCCGAAGGAGAAUUUGAAACACCUACACAUGAAAAAUGGCGACCAGCCGAACGUUCAUUGCCGAAAAAACCAGAAGAUAAUUUACGUCCUGAAGGAGAUUUUGAAAUUAGACGACCUGAUGAAUGGCGGCCAGCAGAAAGACCGCAACAAAAAAGACCAAAAGAUAAUCUUAAACCUGAGGGCGAAUUCCAACAGCCUGAACAAGAAGAAUGGAGACCAGCUGAUCGCCCUAAACCUAAAAAGCCUCAAGAUAACCUUCAUCCAGAGGGUGACUUCGAAAAACGCGAACCUGAAGAUUGGCGUCCAGCUGAAAGACCAAUUCAAAAGAAACCGCAGGAUAACUUAAAGCCUGAAGGAGAAUUUGAGCAACCAAAACAUGAAGAAUGGAGGCCUGCAGAAAGACAAACGCCUAAAAAGCCACAAGAUAAUCUAAAACCAGAAGGUGAAUUCGAAACGCCCAAGCCAGAAAAAUGGCGACCAGCUGAACGACCAACACAAAAGAGGCCCCAAGAUAACCUCCGACCAGAAGGUGAAUUCCAACAGCCUGAACAAGAGCAGUGGAGACCGGCUGAGAGACCUAUUGCAAGAAAGCCAAAAGAUAACCUAAAACCAGAAGGUGAUUUUGAACACCCCGAACCAGAAGAAUGGCGCCCAGCCGAACGACAAACACCUAAAAAGCCCAAAGAUAACUUGAAGCCCGAAGGAGAAUUUGAGCAACAGAAACCUGAAGAAUGGAGGCCUGCUGAAAGACAAACACCUAAAAAGCCACAAGAUAAUCUCAAGCCUGAAGGGGAAUUUGAAACGCCCAAACCAGAAAAAUGGCGUCCGGCUGAAAGGCCUACACAAAAGAGGCCCCAAGAUAAUCUUCGAUCUGAAGGAGAAUUUCAACAACCCGAACAAGAGGAAUGGAGGCCAGCCGAUCGUCCUAAACCCAAAAAACCCCAAGAUAAUCUUCAUCCAGAAGGUGACUUCGAAAGACGCCGUCCAGAUGAGUGGCGUCCAGCUGAAAGACCAAUUCAAAAGAAACCGAAAGACAACCUUAAGCCGGAAGGAGAAUUUGAGCAACAGAAACCUGAAGAAUGGAGGCCUGCUGAAAGACAAACACCUAAAAAGCCACAAGAUAAUCUGAAACCGGAGGGUGAGUUUGAGUCACCUAAACCAGAGAAAUGGCGUCCAGCUGAACGACCUACCCAAAAGAGGCCACAGGAUAAUCUUCGACCCGAAGGCGAAUUCGAACAACCUGAACAAGAGGAAUGGAGACCUGCUGACCGUCCUAAGCCUAAAAAGCCACAAGACAAUCUUCGUCCAGAAGGUGACUUUGAAAAACGACAUCCAGAUGAGUGGCGUCCAGCUGAAAGACCAACUCAAAAGAAACCGAAAGACAACCUGAAGCCGGAAGGUGAAUUUGAGCAGCCGAAAUCUGAAGAAUGGAGGCCUGCUGAAAGACAAACACCUAAAAAGCCACAAGAUAAUCUGAAACCCGAGGGAGAGUUUGAGUCACCUAAACCAGAAAAAUGGCGUCCAGCUGAACGACCUACCCAAAAGAAACCACAAGAUAACCUUCAUCCAGAAGGUGACUUCGAAAAACGUCAUCCAGAUGAGUGGCGUCCAGCUGAAAGACCAACUCAAAAGAAACCGAAAGACAAUCUUAAGCCAGAAGGUGAAUUUGAACAACCGAAACCUGAAGAAUGGAGGCCUGCUGAAAGACAAACACCUAAAAAGCCACAAGAUAAUCUGAAACCCGAGGGAGAGUUUGAGUCACCUAAACCAGAAAAGUGGCGUCCAGCUGAACGACCUACCCAAAAGAGGCCACAAGAUAAUCUUCGACCCGAAGGUGAAUUCGAACAACCUGAACAAGAGGAAUGGAGACCUGCUGACCGUCCUAAGCCUAAAAGGCCGCAAGACAAUCUUCGUCCAGAAGGUGACUUCGAAAAACCGAAACAAGAAGAAUGGCGGCCUGCUGAAAGACCAACUCAAAAGAAACCGAAAGACAACUUAAAACCGGAGGGCGAGUUUGAGUCACCUAAACCAGAAAAGUGGCGUCCAGCUGAACGACCUACCCAAAAGAGGCCACAAGAUAAUCUUCGACCCGAAGGUGAAUUCGAACAACCUGAACAAGAGGAAUGGAGACCUGCUGACCGUCCUAAGCCUAAAAGGCCGCAAGACAACCUUCGUCCAGAAGGUGACUUCGAAAAACCGAAACAUGAAGAAUGGCGGCCUGCUGAAAGACCAACUCAAAAGAAACCGAAAGACAACCUUAAGCCGGAAGGUGAAUUUGAGCAACCGAAACCUGAAGAAUGGAGGCCUGCUGAAAGACAAACACCUAAAAAGCCACAAGAUAAUCUGAAACCGGAGGGCGAGUUUGAGUCACCCAAACCAGAAAAGUGGCGUCCAGCUGAACGACCUACCCAAAAGAGGCCACAGGAUAAUCUUCGACCUGAAGGUGAAUUCGAACAACCUGAACAAGAGGAAUGGAGACCUGCUGACCGUCCUAAGCCUAAAAAGCCACAAGACAAUCUUCGUCCAGAAGGUGACUUCGAAAAACCGAAACACGAAGAAUGGCGGCCUGCUGAAAAACCUGUUGUAAAGAAGCCUAAAGAUAACUUGAAACCAGAAGGGGAAUUUGAGAAAGCAAAGCAAGACGAAUGGCGCCCUGCUGAGCGUCAAACCCCUAAAAAACCUGAAGAUAAUCUGAGGCCUGAGGGAAAAUUCGAGACUCCUAAACACGAUAAAUGGACACCAGCAGAGAGGCAAACACCUAAGAAACCCCAGGAUAAUCUAAAACCAGAAGGUGAUAUGGAGGUUGUUAGACGAACCGAUUACACGGCAACUCGAGGUGAUCGUGUCGAUAUAGUGAGACACGAAGAUCAUUUGAAAAUGGAAGGAACCUUUGAUAUUCAUCGCUCUAGAGAUGACUACAAACGCAUAGAAAAAACCGAAAAGGUGGUAAUACAAAGACAUGAAGAUAAUUUGCGCACUGAAGGUGAGUUUAUUGAUCUUCAAACUCGCAAUGAUUAUAGUGCAACUAAAGGCGAGAGAGCGCCUGUUGUAAAACCUCAAGAUAACCUGAAACCUGAUGGUAAAUUUUAUAAGCCGGAGGUGGUUCCAUCACAACCGGCUGAAAAACGUAAGCCUUUCAGACAAGUCGAUAACAUUACAAUUGAACGAGAUGUUGACUUACUUCAUAAACAAAAAAUCGAGCGACUCGAUAUUAUUAGAAGAGAAGAUAAUUUGAAAAUAGAAGGAGAAUUUGUAGACAUGAAGCAAAGAAAUGAUUACAAUGUUACAACUGGUGAAAGAACAGCUGUUGUUCGUCACGAAGAUAAUUUAAAAAUGGAAGGAAAAACGGAACAUGUUCGUACCUCUGAUACAUAUCGUGUUGUAAAAGGACAAAGAGUGAAAUUAACUCGCAGAGAAGACAACCUUAAAAUUGAAGGAAUAUUUGAAGAUCACACUAGAAGAGAUGAUUAUAAAAUCAUUAAAGGCGAACGGUCAGCUAUUGUGUACCCUACUGACAAUUUAAGGCCUGAAGAUGAACAGAAACCUAAAGAUGGUCCAAGAGUAGAUCAAGAACCCAAAACCACUAAGCCAUCAGAUAAAACAAAACCGACUGAUAAAAUUAGUGAUUCUCGCCGCAAACCAGAUGAGACAGAUGGUACAAAAAUAUAUGAUAGUCCUCAUAAACGUAUUGAUGAUAAGCGUAAACCCACGACUGUACAAAAACCCGAAGAACAAUUUUCAGAAUCACUUCCCAGAGAUAAUAGAAAACCGGGUGAAACAGAAAAAUCACAGAGACCUAAAUGGAGUACACCUGAACGUCCCGAUCAGAUUAGACCAAAAGAUAAUCUGCACCCUGAGGGUGAUUUUCAAGAUAGACCUAAAACACAAUGGCAGCCUGGUGAGAUUCCAGAGCAAGUAAGACACAAAGAUAAUUUGAAACCUGAAGGUGAUUUUGACCGUCCGUCGAAACCACAAUGGCAGCCUGGAAAUCGACCCAGUCCUGUGAAACCUAGAGAUAGCCUUUACCCAGAAGGAGACAUGAGAUCACGCUCUCCGCCAAGAUAUACUCCUGGUGAAACUGCUACUCCGGUUAGGCCAAAGGACAAUUUGAAACCCGAAGGAGAUUUUGAACAUUCAUCUCGGCCAAAAUGGCAACCAGGAGACCGACCGAGUCCCGUUAAACCAAAAGAUAAUCUUUACCCAGAAGGUGAAAUGAGGUCGCGAUCACCAUCACAAUAUAUUUCGAGUGAAACGUCGACACAGAUAAAAACGAAACACAAUUUGAAGACAGAUGGCGACUUUGACAAUUCAUCUAAGCCAAAGUGGCAACCGGGCGAUAGACCAAGCCCAGUUAAACCUAAAGAUAAUUUGUAUCCAGAAGGAGAUAUAAGAUCUCGUUCUCCGACACGAUACACUCCAGGUGAAACACCGUCUCAGAUUAGACCUAAAGAUAACUUGAGACCUGAAGGCGAUUUUGAUCGUCCGGAUACUCAGAAAUGGGUGCCAUCUGAAAAGUCUGGUCCCUUCAAGCCCAAAGACAAUAUAACCAGGAAUGGAGAAAUCAUUAGAGAAGACAGUUACAAAUCGAGUGAAGGGGUUAAAAAAAUUGUAGGUUCAAAAAUAAUAACAACUCGGGAUGACAAUGUGAAAUCACAGUUCAAUAAUCGUAAAACCACUGCUAUCCAUCAAGAUAAUAAAACGUUUAGCACGCAAUCAGAAACUCACACAAAACAAUCUCAUACUGAACAUUCUUCUAUCAAACAUGUUCACUCUGGGACCCAUAAAUAUAUCACUACGUCAGAGGAUAUAAACAAUCGCACCACGUCAGAAGAUAUAAACGAUCGCACAAUUUCACAAAAACGACCCGAAUCAACAUCAUCUUCGGAUAUCAUUGAGAGAACUCGAUCACCAAGCGUAAAUGAUCGUAACGUAGUUCGAUCAUCAACGGAUAGAAAAAUUAUAAACAAAACAGACAUCAAAAACGUUACUAAUGUUAGUACGUCUGUCAAGAAAACAAUCAAACAAAUAACGGAAAAGAAACUUAGAGGCGGUAAGUGGGUUACUGUUACAAGGAAUGUAGAAGUAGAUCUUGUAGCUGAUGGCGAAAAAGGAGGACCAAGGAACGUACGUCCAAUUCAAUCUCCCAAAGAUCAGCCGCAUGAUCAACCUUCUAAUUUUAAACAGAACGGUGGACAGACGAUUUCAAAAAUGGUCACGAGUGACCAGAAAACUACAUCAACAAGUCAAGAUAAAUCACAGCGUUACGACUUAGACACUAAUAGACAAGAUGUCACUAGCAUUCGACAUGUCUCCAGCGGUCAGAAAAUUAACCAAGAUACGGAUAGCAAUAUUCGUCAUCUAACAUCAGAACGCACCGUGACUUCUAGUGACCACGGAAUUACAUCACACCAGCAUACGCAGCAACAUAAAAAUAUUUCAGAAAGUCACACCCAUCAAACUAUAGGCUCCACUACUUUAUCAAGUAAAACUGAUCAAAAUACCUCUCAUUACACUCAACAUUCUUCUUCGGACAGCCAUGUGAAUAGACAAUUGCGAGGAGAGUCUACACAGAGAGUACUAAGUUCUGACCAAUCAUCGACGACAAACCAGCGUCACGUUUCAGAAAAACAUUCUCAACAUUCAACUAUCGAUAGCAAUGUCAAUAGGCAAGUGAGAGAAGGAUCUUCACAGAGAAUUGUAUCUUCAGAUCAAGUCGCUUCCACAAACCAACAUCAUACUUCUGAAAACAAAGCACAGCGGAACAUAAAUUCGACAACAUAUAUUACAUCAGGAAGCCGCGUAGAGCAGAACGUCACAUCUGCGCAACAUUUAAACAGUAGAAAUCUUAGUGAUAAUGUUACUAAGACAAGCAUUGAAUUUCAAAGAGCAAUGCACGGUGGUAAUGAUGCGAGCUAUUCAACAACUGACAAUUCUACUCGUAGUGGUCACCAUAAGCGCACCUCCGAUUUAAUCACGGACUCUACUUCGACAAAUUCAAUUCUGCAUCGCAAAGGUGUUUCUUCGGCCACUGAAGCUCAUCACACCACCAGUACAGCGGCAGCUGCUCAAAGAAAGAGUAUCGGCAAUCUAUCCGAACGUGGAGAAUAUAUAAGCAAUUCAACUCAGAGCACUGACAGAAAAAGCAUCAGUUCCAUGCAUCGUUCCACACGGGACAACAUAGGCGUGAUUUCGCAACACUCGGAAAGUGACUCCCAUCGCCAUCAGAUUAAAAGAGACGGCCAGUCAACUAUGACAGUUGAUCGUCAACCUAAGGCGGUUGUUCGAGACAAUCUUCGCAUCGGCGGAGAGUUUUAUGGUCAGUCAGAAGCGCGUUACGGUAGCUUCUCUCGAUCUGAACAAACACAAAGAACCGAUAGGUCAGAACGCGUCGAGCGAGUGGAAAGAGUCGCUCGUCAUGGCCAUAACACAUCGCAUUUUGUACUGGGUGACGGUAACACAAGUUAUAAGAGAGAAUACACAGCACAUGUGCACGGUGUGUGUCCAGCUACCCUGAUCGAGUCUCCACGCACGCCAUACAAGCAUACACGAGACUCUCGAGAACAUAAGUUCUACGCACAAAGAACGACUAAGACUCCACAGUGAAGUAACGAAAACUAACAGA